Amoebophrya sp. A25 is the source of this 406-nucleotide messenger RNA. The record is from the annotation of a GenBank genome assembly. Lineage: Eukaryota; Dinophyceae; Syndiniales; Amoebophryaceae.
ACGAUUUAACUCGCAAACGGUACUGGCGGCAGGCUGUCUAUUGGGCGCAACGGAGCAACGAUGAAGAACUUCUGGUAUCUUGAGGAGUUUGUUGCCGAUGCUGUUGAUGUAGACUAAUAUUUCCUUAUUUUUUCACCUUGGCAAUACGAAUGCGAAACUAGACCACCGUCACCUUCUCUUAGAAGUACACAAAAGAGCAAGAAGAGCAACAUCAAAUAAUUUCGAUUUAGUGAGUUCAUCCUCUUUUUGCAUUUUGAUCCCUCUAUGUGGUCUAUCACAAUUGUGAAUUCUCUCACUCUCAGGUGCAGAUCCGUGAGCAUGAGGUGCAGGACAGUCUGUUUUUCUACGAUCCGUUUACGAACAGCCUUGAGGACCAUUCUCCGUCCCCGCGUUCGAUGUCUCCAGG